AGAGGCUCAAUCGACACGCGAGGAUGCUAUUUGACCGUGUGAAGCGCUUUUCGGUGGAGCUGGAUUGCCCCGAGGUGGCCUCGCCGCCGGUUUUCAGCUCCGGGGAGACCGUGGCCGGCCGCGUGGUGCUGGAGCUGUCCGGCACGGCGCGUCUGGGCGCGCUCCACCUGCACGCUCAAGGCGCGGCCAAAGUCCACUGGACCGAGUCUCGCAGCGCCGGAUCCAGCACCGCUUACACGCAGAGCUACAGCGACCAGGUGGAGUUCCUCAGCCACCGGCAGACCCUCCUGGCCCCGCCAGACAACGGAGACGUCACGGUCCUUCAGGCCGGCCGACACGAAUUCCCUUUCACUUUCCAGCUGCCAGAAUCCUUGGCCACUUCCUUCGAGGGAAAACAUGGGAGCGUCCGCUAUUGGGUGAAAGCCAAGCUCCACCGUCCCUGGUCCUCCGUCAAGAAAGCAAAAAUGGAUUUCACCAUUAUUGAGCCCAUCGAUAUCAACACGCCGGCGUUACUGGCUCCACAAGCCGGUGUCAAGGAAAAGCUGGCACGAGCUUGGUAUUGUAACCGAGGGCAGGUCUCUGUCUCGGCCAAGAUCGACCGGAAAGGCUACACCCCAGGCGAGGUGAUCCCCAUCUUUGCCGAGAUCGACAACUGCACCACCCGCACGGUGGUCCCCAAGGCGGCCAUCAUCCAGACGCAGACCUUUGUGGCCCGCGGCACCAAGAAGCAGAAGAAGUCCGUGGUGGCCUCCAUGGUGGGCGACGCCAUCGCGGCCGGCAAGAGGGAGGUGUGGCACGGCCGGGCCAUCAAGAUCCCCCCCGUGGGACCCUCCAUCCUCCAGUGCCGCAUCAUCCACGUCGAGUACACGCUCAAGGUCUGCAUCGAUAUCCCGGGGUCUUCGAAGCUGUUCCUGGAACUCCCGCUGGUCAUCGGCACGAUCCCCCUGCACCCCUUUGGCAGCCGCACCUCCAGCGUCAGCAGCCAAUACAGCGUCAAUUUGGAUUGGGUCCGGAUGGGAAUCCCCGAAGAACCCGAGGCUCCUCCUGAAUACUCGUCCGUUGUGUCCAGCGAGGAACCCCUGGAGACCCUCUCGCCGCCCGGCCAGGACAACAGGGGCCCCGGCGUCCUCGAAGGGCCCUUUUUCGCCUACAUCCAGGAAUUCCGCUUCCGGCCGCCUCCGCUCUAUUCCGAGGUGGAUCCCAAUCCCCAACCGGACGCCGCCAUCCGCCCGCGCUGCAUGACCUGCUGAGAGGCGCAACGGCCUGCUAUCGGAUCUCUUUGGAUAGAUCUCUUUUGCCUUACCGGAAACGGGAUCGGGCGAGGAAGGAGCAGCUGCCGGCGACCCCGGAGACCGGAAGACCGCGAUCUGCGUGCGAAUGAGGAGAGGGCCUCCGGCGGGGAGACAGCUCCUCAACCCCCCGAGGCGGCAGAGGCGGCGGUUUGGGGUCUCCCAGACCCACGGCACCCGAUCCUCCGGGGUUUCCCUUUACGGAGGAGGAAAUGGGGACCCCCCCAAGGGGGAAUGCCUGCCUUGUGACUCAGACACUUUCCGGCACUCCCGGUUUCUCUUAAGCCCAGCUCAACCUCCCGACACGUACGGGCGAGAAAAUAGGGCGGGGAGAUUCCCCAGGAAGUGGCUCCUCCGCGGGACAGGUUGCGGAGUUGAGCAAAUGUUUUGGGGUGCCCCCCUGAUUUUAUCCCAUCCACACACCCACACCCCGAUUUGCAGGCUUUGCGAAGUCGGGAUUCGAACCCGCCGCUCUGGGUUUCGGGGCAGGAAGAUCCACCCGUGGGUUUUUAAGGUUUUUUGGGGUGGGGAAAAGAGGAGGGUCGGAACAGCUUGGCAGGACAGAGAAAGGAACCUUUGCACUGUCGAAGGCUAAGAAAGUUUUGGGGGGGUCAUGUGGUUUUUUUUUGCCUUUUGGGAUGCAGAUCAGACCCCAAAUUCUGGGCAUUUUGAAGAAGUUGUGGAGGGUAUUGAAGAAAACGGUUUUCUUCUCCUCUCUGAAAUCGCAUUCCACUUUCCAAAGCUAGCUGGUCUCCAGGGGAGGGACAUAUUUUGAUUUCCCCCCAACAUUGGGACAGUGGCCUUACAUUGUAAAUACGUGUAAAUAUGAUUUUCCUGAUACGCUGUGGCUCGAUGCAGAACUUACACAAAAGAACCAGUUUCCAGGUUCAUAUUCUUAUAGAAUACUUGUGGCCUUUUCAGAAA
Molecule: messenger RNA, 2213 nt
Organism: Lacerta agilis (Sand lizard)
Lineage: Eukaryota; Metazoa; Chordata; Lepidosauria; Squamata; Lacertidae
Gene: ARRDC2
Product: arrestin domain containing 2
Exons: 8
Coding region: 24-1250 (408 amino acids)
Biological process (GO): protein transport
Cellular component (GO): plasma membrane; cytoplasm
Source: RefSeq, a predicted model, not a curated record